This is a messenger RNA of Leptosia nina, 1332 nucleotides long. NCBI's taxonomy places the organism in Eukaryota, Metazoa, Arthropoda, Insecta, Lepidoptera, Pieridae. The record is from the annotation of a GenBank genome assembly.
AUGAGUGCGUGGACCGAGGAAGUGCUGUCCUGGCGCGACGACCGGCUCGGUCUAACCGAAUUGCCCACAGUGAACCGAAGGAAAAACCGGACCGCGCCGUACAGACUGCACAGGCCGCAUUUGUCGACCGCUCACGUGCCCGAACCGGUACCGGAGGCCCACGGCACGCACAUCUCGAGGCUAUACCCGGAGAUACUCGCGCUGAUAUUUGAAAGGUUGCCAGUGAGGGAUAGAGGUCGAGCGGCGCAAGUUUGCCGCUCUUGGCGUGAUGCCGCAGACAGGAGGUCAGUGUGGAGAGGUGUCGAGGCAGCUCUACAUCUGCGAAGACCGGCCCCCGUGUUAUUCGCGUCGCUGGCGAGACGCGGUGUACGCAAACUUCAGGUUCUAUCGCUGCGGCGUGGACUGAGAGAUGCCGUUGCUUCUCUACCAGGUUUGGAGUCGCUUUCCCUUAGCGGUUGCUAUAGCGUGACUGACACGGCACUCGCGAGCGCUUUCGCAACCGAACUCCCACCGUUACGAAGACUGGAUCUGUCUCUAUGUAAGCAAGUUACCGACUCCUCGCUCGGACGUAUAGCCCAAUCGUUGAAGAACUUAGAAGAAUUAGAACUCGGCGGAUGCUGUAAUGUAACCGAUACAGGACUGUUAUUAAUCGCUUGGGGUUUGAGAAAACUGCGUAAGCUGAACCUCAGAUCAUGCUGGCAUGUUAGCGAUGACGGUAUAGCACAUCUGUGCGGUGGCGGAGAAGCGAGAGGUACUCCGGAGCUAGAGCAUUUAGGUUUACAAGAUUGCCAAAGGUUAACAGACGAAGCUCUUAAGCAUGCCGCGGCUGGUCUUCCCCAGCUCAAAUCUAUCAACCUCUCCUUCUGUGUUGCGGUCACUGACGCUGGAUUAAGGCAUCUGGCGAAGCUAUCGCAUUUAGAGGAUGUUAAUUUGAGGGCAUGCGAUGGAGUUUCGGACGCCGGAGUAGCUUAUUUAGCUGAGAGUGGUAGAUUGAGAGCAUUAGAUGUUUCGUUCUGUGAUAAAGUAGGAGAUGAGGCGUUAUCUCACGCUACGCUCGGUCUUUCUGGUCUGCGAUCAUUGUCGCUUAGCGCUUGCCGACUGAGCGACGAGGGCCUGGAAAGAGUCGCUAGGCUAUCGCAACUGGAGACCCUGAAUAUAGGCCAAUGUACCCGCGUCACGGAUAGAGGACUGCGCGCUCUUGGCGACGGCUUAUUGAACUUGAAGGCUAUAGACUUAUAUGGAUGCACGUGCAUAACGCCCCAGGGUUUAGACCAUAUCGUAAAACUCCCCCGUCUUAGUGUACUCAACUUAGGUCUGUGGCAUGUGCGGUGA